Messenger RNA from Juglans regia (Persian walnut), 2889 nucleotides. RefSeq names its product putative pumilio homolog 13. The record is from RefSeq and is a predicted model, not a curated record. Gene Ontology annotation, biological process: post-transcriptional regulation of gene expression. The transcript has 5 exons. Bases 306 to 2495 code for a protein of 729 amino acids. Gene Ontology annotation, cellular component: cytoplasm. Lineage: Eukaryota; Viridiplantae; Streptophyta; Magnoliopsida; Fagales; Juglandaceae. Gene Ontology annotation, molecular function: mRNA binding.
CCCAAACAAACUAUCAGAAACAGAAAAUCAAAAACCCCUCCGUGUCUCAUUCUUUCGCAUUACCGAAUCGAAUCGAAUAUAAGAUUCAAAUAAAUAAAACGAUCAUAUCGCGAACGAGUCGUCGCAUUCGCAGUCGAUUGCAUUUUACUGCCUUUUAUAUGAUCAUCUUCUAGUGUCUCUCACGAACCCGUCCCUGAUGUGGCUUUUGGGAUUUUGAGUCCUUUGGUUCUCUUUAUUUCCUGGGAUUUACAUAAACUUUCCUCGUUUCUUUUGUUCGUCCGUCCUUUAUUAGUACGUCCAAAACAAUGGCCGAGAAAGAUAGGAACGUCACGGAGAACAUGAAGAGGAAUGGAGAGCUCGAAAUGUUGAUGAGUGAGAUCCCCAAUCCAAAUGCUCGGUACCUCAAUCAUUCUAAUCGUCACCACCAUCAUCAGCUUGGGAAUGGUUCACCUAUUAGCAGAGUUUCUCUGCGGUCAGGGUCGUCUUCUUCGAGUUCUUUCUCAAAUGGGUUUUGCUCCUCUGAAGACGGUUCGCCAUGUCCUAUUUCAUUUGAGGAGGCUAAGCAUCAAACACCCAGUACCCGUUACUUGAGCAUUAAUGGGAAGCCGGGGGAUGACAUGGGGUUGUCUGAGACUUUUCAUAGAAUGCAUAUCAGUGAGGAACAGAGGGAUGGUACUAAUAUGAGGGGAUUUGAGGUGGAUUCCAAUGGGUUUGGGUUCGGUCAUCCUUAUUUAGGUGCAACUAUCCCAUGGAAUGCGGAAAAAUAUGGUGAAGGUUUUAGCAAUGUUGCUUUUGAUUUGGAGGGUUUUCAAUCCUCUAGUCUUGGAGUUCCGGCGAGUUUUAACGAUAAUAGGAGGUUGAAUUUGCUUGGUUUGCGGGGUGGAUAUAGAGAGAGUGAUUCAAUCGGUUCUUAUCUCGCUCAUCAUCCGUUUAAUGCUUUGUGUUCUGGCCCCAAUUCUAACACAAACCAUAUGAAUUUUUUACCGGAGAAAAGAAAUGAACGUGGAACUGGAAGUGGCUCUUACUAUGGAGGCGUUCAAAGACAGAACCCAACUACAGUUUGGCCUUACCUUAAUGAUGCUUCUAUUAGCACUCCAUGGUGUGAGACGGAUUCUAAUGGAGUGGGGGGUCUUAUGGAACCACUGAUUUCCCCUCGGUCGAUACACCACCCCAAGCUGGCUUUGAAUGUGGAUGAUUCCUUAAGCAGUCGUCCCAUGAUCAAUGAAAGGACUCGAGCAAUCCCAAAUAACGUGGUUCCUCAAUCUAUAUCUCUGAGAGGUGCAAGGGACGUCGAUGCUUUUACUUGUGAGGAUGGUUUCAUCAUAAAAGGGAACAGUAUGAAUUAUGCCAUCAACAGUAAACCCAACGCUUCAAGGAGUCUUGAGAAUAAUUGCUACAACGAGGUGGCAGGAACAAACCAACGAGGGAAAAACUCUGAAUGGGAUAGUUACUAUAAUUUUGGGAAAAUUUGUGAAAAUGCUCCGCGUCCGAGUAGUGAUUGUCCACUAUUCUUGCAACGACCCUUGAGUUCUUUGGCUGAGAUCCAGGGUUAUAUAUAUUUCUUAGCAAAGGAUCAACAUGGUUGUCGCUUCUUACAAAGGCUGUUUGAUAAGGGAACGUGUCAAGACGUGCAAAUCAUAUUUAAGGAAAUCAUCGGUCACCUUGUUGAGCUUAUGACGGAUCCAUUUGGAAAUUAUCUUGUACAGAAGUUGCUGGACGUGUGCAACGAAGAACAGAGAAUGCAGACCGUGCUCAUGGUGACCAACCAACCAGGACAACUCAUCAGAAUAUCUCUAGAUCCACAUGGCACGCGUGUGGUACAGAAGUUGAUAGAGACGGUCGGAGCUAAGAAGCAGAUUUCGCUGGUUAACUCUGCACUUGAACCAGGUUUUCUUACUCUUGUUAAGGAUCCGAAUGGCAACCAUGUGAUACAACGUUGCUUGCAAUGCUUUAGCAAUGAUGAUAAUAAGUUUAUCUUUGUUGCUGCUACGAAGUUUUGUGUAGACAUGGCAACUCAUAGGCAUGGAUGUUGUGUAUUGCAACGCUGCAUUGCACGUUCAGUUGCAGAACAUCGAGAUAGGUUGGUUGGUGAAGUUUCUAGAAAUGGGAUUCUCCUUGCUCAAGACCCCUACGGAAAUUAUGUUGUUCAGUAUAUUAUAGAGCUAAAGAUCCCAUCUGCAAGUGCCAAAUUGUUUUCUCAGUUCAAAGGGAACUUCGUACAGCUCUCCAAGCAGAAGUUCAGUAGCCAUGUGGUUGAAAAAUGCCUUACGCAUUUUGAAGAACAUAGGCCAAGAAUCAUCCGUGAGCUGCUCUCAGAGUCUCACUUCGACCAGUUAUUGCAGGACCGCUUUGCCAACUAUGUCAUUCAAUGUGCUUUAUCAGUUACCAAGGGCCCUCUUCAUGCUUCACUGGUCGAAGAAGUGGAGGCUCACAAAAUUUUAAGUACCAGCCCAUACUGCAAGAGGAUUUUCUCACGGAAACUCUUGAAGAAGUGAUGUGUAUUAAGCCUUUGGUAAGAUUAUUGUCAUUCUCUAAAGAACACCAAGAUUUCAAAUAACAAUGACUUCUCUUAUCUAUCUAGGGCACUAGUAUAUUAACUAUCCUUCAUUUGUCUUUUGCUGAUCUCCAGAAUGUAGGCUUUGUGUGGAAUCUCCACGAGUCUAAGAAGUGUAAAAAUCAAGUUUUGCUUGUACCGGCUCGUCACGAGGAUGUGUCUAUGUUGUUCUGUUGUCUUGUUGUUGACCUAAAUUUAGUAAUUUAUGAUGUAUGAUAUUUCAUAUGAUCGGAGGAACGGUCAGCUGUCUAAUUAGGUCUCAUGCCUGGAUUUCUUAUUGCUAUAUUUCUUUGUGAUUUUGAGAAGCUUAUUUGAUCAAAUCUCCUGGCUUUGGG